AGGCUCGCCCCUGCAGUCUCUUCAUCUCCUUCUGAAAUGCUCCUGCUCCUCCUCCUCACACAUCCACUCCGUCUGGACUUCAGAUCCGGUCGGACCUCCGGCUCCUCUGCCUCCUCCGGCCUCAGCGCGGAUAAAAACCCGGAUUUGAAGCCUCGGCGGCUCCAGGCUGCGGCUCACACACUCAGCAUGGCUCAGAAAGCGGCUCUGAUCGUCUUCGCCCACCAGAGCCCGGCUUCGUUCAACGCGGCGCUGCGGGACGCGGCGGUCCAGGAGCUGUCGGGUCAGGGCUUCCGGGUCACCGUGUCUGACCUUUACGCCAUGAACUUCAGAGCCAGCGCCACGCAGGAUGACAUCAUCGCGGGCAAAGAAGAGGUUCAGCUCCUCUGCCAGCGCGGCGUCGCCUUCCGCAGCUGCGAAGUUGGUCCUGUGGUUGGUGAAAUGCUGGAUUCCCUGCCACACCUGCCUGCUGUUGUUGCUUUCAAGAUAGUCCUCUAUCCUCCUCCUGUAGUCGGACUUAGCCCUUCUGAUGCCUCUCUUCAAGUUAGCUCRGGCUGUACUAUAGACGGUCUCCCAGAUUCUCCCUCAGAUGGAUUUCUCCUGUCGUCCCUCCAGUUCCCCCUGUACUGGUUCAGCGUCCCGGCCGUCCUGAAGGGUUGGUUCGACCGCGUCCUCACUCAGGGGUUCGCCUUCAGCCUGUCGAAAAUCUACAGCAAGGGCGUUUUCAAGGACAAGAAGGUUCUGCUGUCGUUCACCACCGGAGCCCCAGAGUCCAUGUUUCAGCCUGACGGCAUCGACGGAGACAUAAACGUCACGCUGUGGCCGCUGCAGCACGGGAUUCUGAACUUCUGCGGGUUUCAGGUUCUGGCUCCUCAGAUCUUCUGGGAUCCGGCUCACUGUCCCGCCGCCAAACGCGCCCAGAUGCUGGACGGAUGGCGCGCUCGCCUGGGGGGCCUGCUGACGGAGAGACCUUUGACCUUUGCCCCCCGUGAGCUCUUUGACCUCAGUUUCCAGGCGGGGUUCAGGCUGCGGCCCGAAGUGAAGGAGGAGCAGAAGGCGCAGCCGUUCGGCCUCUCCACUGGGCAUCACCUCGGAAAGCCGCUGCCGCCAGACGACCAGACCAGAGCGCCAUCUGCAGGCGGAAACAAGAAAUAGCAGCUCAUCUUUAUCUCCAUCACUUCCUGCAGAUUUUAUGUUUUAUCUUUUAUUUUUAACACAUGAUUUAACCAAGAUAUUUACCAAAACAAUGUAUUGAAACUUCAUCAAUUCAAACACGUUAAAGGUGCAGCGUGAAGGAUGUAGUGCCAUAUGUGUGUGUGUGUGUGUGUGUGUGUGUGUGUGUGUGUGUGUGUGUGUGUGUGUGUGUGUCCUUUAUUUUGU
This is a messenger RNA of Poecilia reticulata (guppy), 1377 nucleotides long. The record is from RefSeq and is a predicted model, not a curated record. NCBI's taxonomy places the organism in Eukaryota, Metazoa, Chordata, Actinopteri, Cyprinodontiformes, Poeciliidae.